AUGAUUGUAUUUUACGCAGUAAUUUUGUGGCUUACGGGGGCCGUUUGUGCUUACCAUGAUUACGUGAAUAAUACAUUGGAGCCUGCUGCGCGCCAACUGCUAGAUUUCAAACUGGAGCAUCCGAAACCUGUUGGAAUUUUAAGCACAAUGGCGGGCAAACCAGUGGAUAUAAGAGAAACAACUACUUUGAAUAACGAUGGUCUCACUUCAAAUGAGUUUUUUUUGGACGAUGUAAUGCACUCCGUUGCAGAGAGAAUACCGGAAAGAGUAGUACAUGCUAAAGGAACAGGCGCAUUUGGUUAUUUCGAAGUAACUCAUGAUGUAUCCAAAUAUACAAAAGCUGACGUCUUUAAUGGUAUUGGUAAAAGAACACCUGUAGCCGUUAGGUUGUCGACUGGGCUAGGAAGUAAAGGAGGUAACGAUCUUGCUAAGGAGAUAAAAGGUUUCACCAUAAAAUUUUAUACAAAUGAAGGAAAUCUGGAUCUUUUAGGGUUAAAUGUUCCGGUUUAUUUAUACACAGAUCCUUCAAUGUUUACUCCAUUUGUUCAUGCUUUCAAAAGAAACCCACGUACAAAUUUAUUUGAUUUAACAGCACAAUGGGAUAUUUUAACAUUAAAACCCAUUCUUUUGCAUGGAAUAUUUUGGCUUUAUUCAGACUAUGGAUCUCCAAAUGGAUACAGGAAGAUGGAUGGAUUUCCAAUACACACGUAUGAAUUAAGUAAUAAGAAUGGAGAUAGAUAUUAUGCUAAAUUCAAUUUUAGAACUGAACAAGGCUUGGAAAAUCUAACUACAGCCGAAGCAGUGGCAAUUUCUGGUCAAGAUCUGGAUUACGGUACAAGAGAUCUGUACAAUAAUAUUGCUUUAAAAAAUUAUCCAUCAUGGCGAAUAGAAAUGGACGUUAUGACAUCACAUGAUAUUACCAAUGUUGAUUACAAUCCCUUCGACGUGACAAGAUUAUGGAAAAAUGGCACUUACCACACAAUACAAAUUGGACGAUUAGUACUUGACAGGAAUCCUGAUAACUUUUUUGAAGCUGUAGAAUUAAGUGCUUAUAAUCCUGGAAAUUUAGUCCCUGGCAUUAAUAGUCCUCCAGAUACAAUUUUCAAGAGUAGAAGGUUAGCUUAUAGGGAUACACAAAAUUAUCGGUUAGGCGUAAACCAUAAGAGAAUCAAUGUGAAUGCACCGAAAUACCGUAAAACGUAUAACCGUGAUGGAGUACCAUCAGUGAACGAAAAUAUGAAAGACGUACCGAAUUAUUAUCCAAAUUCAUUCAAUGGCCCUGUGCCUUUCAUUGACGAAUCCCGUCCCAAUGAAAGAAUCAUUGUAUUUGACAGUAAUGCAGUUGACUUGGAGUCUUCUUCUAAUUUCUACAAAUAUAUUUUGGUUGAUGAAGGUCAAAAACAAAGAUUUAUUGACAACCUUGUUUUGUCACUUGUCCCGGUGGUUCCGGAAGUUCGAGAAAAAGCCCUGAAACUUCUUAAGCUUGUAGACUUGGAAUUAGGUAUAAGAGUUCGUGCAGGAGUAACAGCAGCAAGAGCAAGAAUAAGAGAUGAGUCUUUGAUGACAAUUCAUCAUUAGAUAUUAUAAAGUUAUCCUGCGGAAUGAUAUUAGUAUUUAUGGAUGUUAUAAACCUCCAGCCACAUUUGGAUGACGAACAUAUUAAUAGUUACAUACUAUACUAUUACUUGUAGAUUUGAUAUUAAAUAUAUAUUCAUGCUAGUAUAAUUGUGGCAAGCACAAGCAAAUUAAUCCAUAAGGGCAAUUUCUAGUAGAAAAAAAAAAACUGUAAAAAAAAAACAGAACCUAUCGCACUCCUGAGUUUAUCUCUAUAAUAUCUAUAUAAUUUUUAUUCUAUUUUAUACCUGCUAAGCCACAAAUAUGCUUAAACGUCUGAAUGAAUUUGAAGAGCAUACUGAUAUUAUUAUAAAAUACACGUGCAAAGUCGCUGCCUAUAAUUUAUUUAUAAUUUAAGUACUUACUCCCUAGCAGCCGUCGUAUCUGGGCUUAUUUCUCUUUCACAUAGUCCACCCACUAUUUCUUUAGUUCUUUACAUCCGGCCACGUUUAUACAUAUAUUAAAUAUCUUCUUCAAAACACGUUUUAAAAAAAAUUCAUACCUCUGUAUGACAUGUCUUAUAAAAGACGUUAAGAUAUAAUAAAUCUUACUGUAGCAUAAUCAUAGAAUCCGCACAAGUAACCUAUAUUACCUACCUAUAUCUACCUACCUA
Molecule: messenger RNA, 2227 nt
Organism: Galleria mellonella (greater wax moth)
Lineage: Eukaryota; Metazoa; Arthropoda; Insecta; Lepidoptera; Pyralidae
Product: catalase-like
Exons: 2
Coding region: 1-1578 (525 amino acids)
Biological process (GO): hydrogen peroxide catabolic process; response to hydrogen peroxide
Cellular component (GO): mitochondrion; peroxisome; cytoplasm
Molecular function (GO): heme binding; catalase activity
Source: RefSeq, a predicted model, not a curated record